AGUCAAGUUUUAACCUAGGUGGGAAGGUGAAAUAUCGUGUUCCUAGUAUUUGAUUUGGGCUCGAGUUUUCUACCUGUACCUUGAGUCUGUAGGGAUUUCCUAAUAUCUAAACCGGGUUUUCACCACCCUUAGGAAAAUGUGCACUGAUCUAAGAUUAAAUUCCACCUAGCCCAGGGAACCUUCUCUGAAAAGCAGGAAGCUGGGAAGCUCCUUGCAAGGGUUUCCUGGACCUCGGAGGAGUCAUUGCCUCUGUCAGCCUAUCCUACACAAUCUCUGUUUUUGGAUGCAGGGUUGCUGUUUCUACAGUCUUUUUGACAGGUUUCUGGUUUGACUCACAAUAGAUUGAUCCACUCUCCCAUGAUGGAUUGUGUGUGUAGGGUACGUGUUAUGCUAUGUUGCUGCCCUUCAGUCAAUUCUUUGGGCGGGGGAGUGUUGAGAGUGACCCUGUGAAGCCAGAAACUGUCACUGCGUAGCAAGAUGUCCAGGGACCAGGAUCCCUCCCCAGUUCUGCCUUUCUCAGGUCCUCCUCCUCCUCCCAGGCCUCCUCUGGAGGGAAAGGGGGAAGGGCUAUGCAAAUGAGCACCCCUUUCUUAUAUAGGGGCUUGUCCUUUGCCCCAGUGCCUUUGGUUGCUGGAAGGAAGAAUACCAUGGAUCUGGUGCUCAGAAAAUGCCUUCUCCAUGUGGCUGUGAUGGGUGCCUUUCUGGCUGUGGGGGCCACAGAAGGGCCCAGAGGCAGGGACUGGCUUGGUGUCUCAAGGCAGCUCAGAACUAAAGCAUGGAACAGUCAGCUAUAUCCAGAGUGGACAGAAAUCCGGGCACCUGACUGCUGGAGAGGUGGCCGGGUAUCGCUGAAGGUCAGCAAUGAUGGGCCUACACUGAUUGGGGCAAAUGCCUCUUUCUCUAUUGCCCUGCACUUUCCUAAAAGCCAAAAGGUGCUGCCAGAUGGACAGGUCAUCUGGGCCAACAACACUAUCAUCAAUGGGAGUCAGGUGUGGGGAGGACAGCCGGUGUAUCCUCAGGAACCCAAUGCUACCUGCAUCUUCCCUGAUGGGGCGGCCUGCCCACCUGGCCCUUCGUCUCAGAGGAGGAGCUUCGUUUAUGUCUGGAAGGCCUGGGGCCAGUACUGGCAAGUUCUGGGGGGCCCUGUGUCUGGACUGAGCAUUGGGACAGGCAAGGCAGUGCUGGGCACACACACCAUGGAAGUGACUGUCUACCACCGCCGGGGGUCCCAGAGCUACGUGCCCCUGGCUCACUCUCGCUCAGCCUUCACCGUUACUGACCAGGUGCCCUUCUCCGUGAGUGUGUCUCAGCUGCAGGCCUUGGACCGAGGGAACAAGCGCUUCCUGAGAAAGCAACCUCUGACCUUUGCCCUCCAGCUCCAUGACCCCAGUGGCUAUUUGGCUGGGGCUGACCUCUCCUACACCUGGGACUUUGGAGACAACACUGGGACCUUGAUCUCUCGGGCACUCGUGGUCACUCACACUUACCUAGAGUCUGGCCCUGUCACCGCCCAAGUGGUGCUGCAGGCUGCCAUUCCCCUCACCUCCUGUGGCUCCUCCCCGGUUCCAGGCACCACAGAUGGGCCUGUGCCAACUGCAGAGACCCCUGGCACCACAGCCAAGCAAGUGCCUACCACAGAAGUUGUAGGUACUACACCUGGUCAGAUGCCAACUGCAGAGCCCUCUGGAACCACAGCUGUGCAAGUGCCAACUGCAGAGGGCAUGGGUACUACACCUGAUCAGGCACCAACCUCAGAAGUCAGGGGUACCACACCUGCAGUAAUGCCAACUGUAGAGCCCUCUGGAACCACAGUUGCACAGGUAACAACUACAGAGUUGGUGGAGACCACAGCUGGAGAGGUACCAACCCCUGAGCCUGAGAGUCCAGAUGUCAGCCCAUUCAUGCCUACAGAAGGUCUGACAGGUUCCCAGAGCCCCCUGCUGGAUGGCACAGCCACCUUAAUCCUGGUGAAGCGACAAGUCCCCCUGGAUUGUGUUUUGUAUCGCUACGGCUCCUUUUCUCUCACCCUGGACAUUGUCCAGGGUAUUGAGAGUGCUGAGAUCCUGCAGGCUGUGCCAUCCAGUGAAGGGGAUGCAUUUGAGCUGACUGUGUCUUGCCAAGGCGGACUACCCAAGGAAGCCUGUAUGGACAUCUCAUCACCAGGGUGCCAGCCCCCCGCCCAGCGGCUGUGUCAGCCCGUGUCACCCAGCCCAGCCUGCCAGCUGGUUCUGCACCAGGUGCUGAAGGGCGGCUCAGGGACCUACUGCCUCAAUGUGUCUCUGGCUGACACCAACAGCUUGGCAAUGGUCAGCACCCAGCUUGUCAUGCCUGGUCAAGAAUCAGGCCUUGGGCAGGCUCCCCUGUUCGUGGGCAUCUUGUUGGUAUUGAUAGCUCUGCUACUUGCAUCUCUGAUAUACAGGCGCAGACUUAUGAAGCAGGACUCGGCCCUCCCCCUCCCCCAGCUGCCGCAUGGUAGAUCACCCUGGCUGCGUCUGCCCUGGGGCUUCCGCUCUUGCCCCGUUGGUGAGAACAGCCCCCUCCUCAGUGGGCAGCAGGUCUGAGUAGGCUCACGUGCUGUCAUGCUUUACCCAGGUGGACAGCAAUGUCCAUCUUUUCUCCCAUCUUCCCAUGGGGAUUACCAUUGCCUGAAAUAAAUACUCAGAACCUUGUGCUGUU
Sus scrofa (pig) is the source of this 2676-nucleotide messenger RNA. RefSeq names its product premelanosome protein (gene PMEL). Gene Ontology annotation, biological process: melanosome organization. Gene Ontology annotation, cellular component: plasma membrane; melanosome. NCBI's taxonomy places the organism in Eukaryota, Metazoa, Chordata, Mammalia, Artiodactyla, Suidae. The record is from RefSeq and is a predicted model, not a curated record.